Molecule: messenger RNA, 1341 nt
Organism: Camellia sinensis
Lineage: Eukaryota; Viridiplantae; Streptophyta; Magnoliopsida; Ericales; Theaceae
Product: putative BOI-related E3 ubiquitin-protein ligase 3
Molecular function (GO): ubiquitin-protein transferase activity
Source: RefSeq, a predicted model, not a curated record
AGUGAGAGAGAAAAACAGAAACAAAGAAAAAGAAUCCUAGGCCCCACAACCACCACCACCACCACCUCCUCUGUUUUCCUUUUCAGUUUUUUCAGCAUACUUUUAAUAUCAUUCAACCAAACAACCCCUCAUUAUAUUAAAAUUCACGUCACUUUCAAUAUAUCUCUGCACACCUCCCCACCACCACCUUUUGUUUUUUAUGCUUCCAAAAACCAAAUAUAUAGUAAUAAUACCCAAAUACCAAAACAAAACGUCUCUUAAAAGCCAUUACAAUACAGAGAGAAAGUGAAAAAACUCUUUAUGAUGGCGAUUCAAGCGCAGUUGUAUUCAGAUAAUUUUGGGUUUUCUUUGGGAGGUUCACAGAAUUGGAUGGACAAUGCUUAUUUCAAUCUUCAACAGCAACAGCAAUUGCUGAAUCUACAACAGAAAACACAAAAUCGGUGUUUUGAAAACAACGGGUUGUUUUCUAAAACCAACAAUCAUCAUCAUCAUCAUCAAUCAAUGAGUUUUUCUCAGAGCAUAGCUGUUCCGGUUCAGAUUGAGAAGGAGAGACAAGAGGUUGAUCGGUUUAUCAGUUUACAGAAUGAGAGAUUGAGAUUGGCUCUGCAAGAGCAGAGAAAUCAACAACUCGCAUUGCUUUUAAGGAAAUGCGAAGCGAAGAGUAGAGUUUUGCUGAAUCAAAAAGAUGAUGAAAUUGCAAAAGCUAUGAACAGAAAAACAGAGCUCGAAGAAUUCUUGAGAAAUAUGGAGAUCGAGAACGAGACAUGGCAGAGGUUGGCCAAAGAAAACGAAGCCAUAGUUGAAUCUCUGAGCAACACAAUCGAACAACUCAGAGAAAAUGCAUGUUUGGCCAAUGGAGCUGACGAUGCAGAGUCUUGCUGUGAUGUGAUUGACAGAGGAGAGAGAGAGGACAAAACAGGGGAAAACAGGGGACUCGAAAAUGAGCAAGAAAAUCAAGAACAGAGAACGAGAAACUUGGUCUGCAAAAGCUGCAAUUCUCGGAAUUCGUGUGUUGUUUUCCUACCUUGUAGGCACCUUUGUUCAUGCAAUGCUUGCCAGCCUUUCUUGGAUUCUUGCCCAGUUUGUGGGAUGGUAAAGAAAGCUAGCAUAGAGGCCCUGCUGUGAUUUUCUAGGAAAGUCAUAUUUUCCCCGGAAAAAGUGAAGAUAAUGAAUUGAUUUUGGUCGGGGCGAGGGUGACUGAACAGAACCCAUUUUUGAUCAUGCAGUUCUACUUUUUUUCUCUUUUACAUUUUCCUUUUUUCUUUGAGGCUCUGCUUUGGGAUUUGAUUUGUACUUUUAAACAACUCCUCCACUAAUCAAUUGAACAGGAUUACAUGACAA